AUGAGGUGCUGGGAACCCGAGUACCACGGAUUCGGAGGCAAGGCCCACUUCGAGGGUGAGGUCUACUUCGACGGUUGCUACGAGGAGACCUGCCACAAGGGCAAAUACCACGGCUACAAAUGCUUUGAUGGACACUGUCACCACGUCUGUGAUGAUAUGCACUGCUGGGAACCCAAAUACCACGGAUUCGGAGGCAAGGCCCACUUCGAGGGUGAGAUCUACUUUGACGGUUGCUAUGAGGAGACCUGCCACAAGGAUCACUACUACGGCUACCACUGCCAUGAGGGUUACUGCAAAAACAUUUGCGAUGGCAUGAAGUGCUGGGAACCCAAAUACCACGGAUUCGGAGGCAAGGCCCACUUCGAGGGUGAGGUCUACUUUGACGGUUGCUACGAGGAGACCUGCCACAAGGAUCACUACUAUGGCUAUCACUGCCAUGAGGGUUACUGCAAAAACGUGUGCGAUGGCAUGAGGUGCUGGGAACCCAAAUACCACGGAUUCGAAGGCAAAGCCCACUUCGAGGGUGAGGUCUACUUUGACGGCUGCUACGAGGAGACCUGCCACAAGGAUCACUACUAUGGCUUCCACUGCCACGAUGGCUACUGCAAAAACGUUUGCGAUGGCAUGAGGUGCUGGGAACCCGAAGUGAAACACUUUGCUGGCAAGGCUAAAGUCCGCGGCGGGAUCUAUUUUGAUGGUUGCUACGAGGAAACCUGCCACAAGGACCACUAUGAUGGCUACUUCUGCAACCACGGACACUGUGGAUACGUGUGCCAUGACGACGACUGCUUCAGUCAGGACGAAUACCUUUCAGACGGUUUCUAUGAUGUGCAUGAUGGGCUCGAGUUUGAUGACGGCUACCACUACGACUACCACUACUAG
Messenger RNA from Dibothriocephalus latus, 882 nucleotides. The record is from the annotation of a GenBank genome assembly. NCBI's taxonomy places the organism in Eukaryota, Metazoa, Platyhelminthes, Cestoda, Diphyllobothriidea, Diphyllobothriidae.